AUGAAGGGAGUUUUCUCAAAUGCGAGUGCAAUAUCAAUUGCUGGAAAUUAUAGGCAUUGUGGUAGUAUUUCUGAAUUACAACUACCCAACUGCACCACCAAGAAACCAAAACUUAAAAUGCCCCUUUCACAUAUAUUAGCAAUUGUAGUAGCUUCUACUCUUGUUGGAGUAACCUUGGCCUCAUUCUUCGUAAUUUAUUGUUUUGGCUCUGUAUAUAGAGGAAUUCUUGAUCAGGAUUGGAAGUUAGUUGCCACUAUCAAAGUACUUAACCUUCAAAAUCGUGGAGCUAUCAAGAGUUUCGUGGCAGUGUGUGAAACCUUGAGAAAUAUUCGACAUCGAAACUUGGUCAGAAUCAUAACUUCUUGUUCCAGUAUUGAUUUUCAAGGAAAUGAGAAUGAGUUCAAAGCUCAAGUUUAUGGAUUCAUGCCUAAUGAGAGUCUAGAGAAGUGGUUGCAUUCAAGUCUGAAAACGAAUAAUCAGCAAAAUGAGGUCCGGAGACUCAACAUUCUACACAGAAUAAUCAUUUCCAUAGAUGUGGCCUGUGCACUCAAUUAUCUUCAUCACCAAUGCCCAACGCCAAUCAUUCAUUGUGAUUUGAAGCCAAGUAAUAUUCUUCUUGACCAUGACAUGGUUGCCAGUGUUGGAGAUUUUGAUCUAGCUAUAUUUUGCACAAAGCUCACAGUUAUAAAUCAAAGCAGUUCAAUUAGUAUAAGGGGAACCAUUGGAUAUGCAGCUCCAGGGAAGAGACCUACUGAUAGCAUAUUUGAGGAAGGCCUUAAUCUUCAUACCUUUUCUAGGAUGGCCUUGCCUGACCAUGUGAUGGAGAUUGUAGACCCAGUGAUCCUAAACAAUGAAGAAGAAGAGGUAGAAGCUAUUGUUGCAACAGCAGUGCCUCUUCUUCUUGUGGGAUAUGGUUUUGGAGGUUCAUUUGUUGCCCUUUUUGCUCAAUUGGGUGGUGGAAUAUACACAAAAGCAGCUGAUGUUGGAGCUAACCUUGUUGGGAAAUGUAACACCCCAAAUUUCUAG
Molecule: messenger RNA, 1026 nt
Organism: Camellia sinensis
Lineage: Eukaryota; Viridiplantae; Streptophyta; Magnoliopsida; Ericales; Theaceae
Source: RefSeq, a predicted model, not a curated record